Messenger RNA from Dromaius novaehollandiae (emu), 3056 nucleotides. RefSeq names its product CD59 glycoprotein-like. Lineage: Eukaryota; Metazoa; Chordata; Aves; Casuariiformes; Dromaiidae. The transcript has 3 exons. The coding region runs from base 552 to 929 and encodes 125 amino acids. The record is from RefSeq and is a predicted model, not a curated record.
AAGGAACUCCUUCAGAGAUGGUACUUUAUUUCAUUGAGUAGUGUCGCUGCACGUUGAUGCUACUGGGACACUCUGCCAGGACUUAGUGAUAAGAAUGAACUACUUAUAUGCACAUACAUGUAUAUGUAUGUAAAUAUAUAUAUAUGCUAGAUUGGGACCAUUCAGCUGUCAAGCAUAGGCUCGAUCCUACAAAAUGUUUAAUACUCUGACCCUGAUCCAGCAAAUCACUUGGACAAAUGCCAUGAGACUGUGCAUGAGCUGCAAAUUGUGACAUCAGGUGAUGGGAUGGUGUUUUUUAAGCCUAUCUACCGUUCAUAUGUGAAUACAUUUUCUUCUUCCUGCUCGUGGCAGAAUUUACCUGCAGAGUCUGUGGAGGUGAAGUACAUGUGGUUAGAAGUACAAACAGAAUAAGCUAGAUAAGUAGCAUUUUCGCACACCUCUUUAUCCUAUAAGCCAUCCUCUGCAGAGGAUUAGGUUUGUAAGAUAAGCGUUAAGGCUUUAAUAGCAAACAAACUGCUUUCUUUGUCUAAUGGCACAUCUCUUGUAUCUUCAUGAUGAGGACAGUCUUCAGCCUGGUUCUUGUCAGCUCCCUUUUUGUAAUCAAAAGUGAAGCACUGCAAUGUUACACUUGUGUGGGUUCUAGUGAUGAAGACUGUAACAGACAAGGAACUCAGCAGUGUCCAGGGCAUUCAGAUGCGUGUGCAGUGAUAAGAGGACAAGCAAGUGGCAUUAUGAAGUCCUGUUCAUUCAGGUCGUUCUGUGAGCGGGCAAAGAGAGACGGAUCCAGAGCGCCUGGAGUGAGUGUUCACUGCUGUUACUCAAACAAUUGCAAUGCAAAAAGCCUGGGCUCAAGACUCACCACUUCAAUGAGCUACUUAUCUCUUCUCAUCUUUACACUGUUUUGGCACCCAUUGUUUAAGUUGACAUGAAAAAAAAAAAUUAGUACCAUAAAGUAACAAGUCUGCCUUUUUUGAAAAGAUUUAAUGUGUUUUCUAAUCAUGUUACUCUGUGUACCAUAUUUUUCAGUAGAGAAAAAGCAGUAGGCAGACCUGACAGAUGUUAAGAUAAAAAUUGUUGCAUCUGUUAAAGAAUGUCUUGACAUAUAUUUAAGCAUAUAUAUGCUCUUCUUAUUUAACCUAAGGGGUUUAUUGUGAUAAUAUGUAACAUUUUUCUAUGACUUGGAUAAUGUAUGUAAAGAGAAGGAGAAAUCUUAGCUGCAAGUAGCAGCCUUGUACUAUGGUAAAGGGUCAAUAUCUUCUAAAUGCUGCUUAGUGUUGGCUUACGUUCAGAAGAAAGCUAAAAUUUUCAAGCACAAAGUCACUGAGAACUGUAGUGAGCCAUGAUGCAGCUAAUCUUUCAGAGAACAUUUGCAAACUGGGCAAAGCCAGAAAAUUUGAAAUAAGUGUGGUAUACAAUCAUUACUAUAAAUUGCUUAAGAGAUGGUCAUUAAGAGAAUACUUCAUGAAAAUGUUAAGUAUAUUUCCUGAAAAUCCUUUUCUAUUCUUGUCUGAUAAUGUAAGAAUCUUGCUAUGACACUGUAGGGAAGGAAAAAAAGAAAAAAGAAGCUUGGAAGUGGUUUUGAGAUGGUAAGCUCCCUUCCAGAGUUCAACAACUUCUAUCUCUACUGUUAGUUUUGAGAACAAGAUGGUUAAUCCUUGAGAAAUAAUAUUUUUUAAUUCAAAUUCUUCUUGCAGUUUCAAAUAAUAUAGUUCAUUCUUCACUGUCCUAAACCUGGUUCUGUGAGAGUAAGAGUAUAGUCUCACCCCUCUCUCAUUGACAUCAAUAAGUGGGGGAGCUGGUCUGUGAUGAUUUGUAUACCCUUUAAGUUUUGCAAAGUAAUGGAAUUACUUGGGGACCUUUCAUGAUGUAAAGAACUAAAUCAACGUAAUCAAUGAUCACAUUUAUUGCAGUCUUACCAAGUAACCACUCAGGAAUGGGCCACGUCACAGAAGGCGUUGUACGUCACUAGCUAGCAGGCAGACGUUACUUUGGGAAAGUAGAGGUAGGUGGUACCUCCAUUGAUUCAUAAGUGGGAGUACAGAUAUGCAGAUGAUCAGUAUUCAGAUUUUUAAUAUCCAGCAGUGAUGAUCUGAUCUAAUCUCCAGUACACACAACACACAGAACUAGCAUAAAAUCCAGUAGGUGUAACUCAAGUAUAGCAGGUCUUGCAGUGGAAAGUUCUAAUUUUGUUUGCUCACUUGGAAAAAGAUAUGGUCAUCAAGUUUAUGGAACUCACAAAAUACGUGGCAAAUUAGUUUUUCACUAGCUUUCUGUUGUGACUUUUUCUACUCAUUCUUUGAAUAAUCAAUUCCAGGCAGUGUGUCUUAGGAUUCUGAAGACAUCUACAAAAAAUUUAUCAAGAAGAUUGCAACCUCUAGAGAGUUGCUUUAAGUGAAAUUGCUGAAACUUCCGAGUCCAAUAUAUCCCUAACCUGCCUUUUAGCUGUUGUCUGUCACACGGACCAAACUGUCCCACUGCUUUCUUGUACAGUUUCCUCUGUCUGGAUCCUUUCAUCAUCUUUUGUAGUUUGUGAAUGCUUCAGACCGAGACUAUCCUUUUGGAUUUUCUUUGCAUGGGAUCAGAAACAGUGGGAUUCUGGUCUGUGAUUAGUUGCUAGGCACAACCAUAAAGCUAUUAAAAAAGACUGCAGCAAUGCAAAGAGAUCUUGGCUGAGAAAAAAAAAAUUUAGACUUAAAUAUCUCAUAUGCUUAAAAAAUACUAGCUGAUAAAUAUUUUUCAUUUUAUUCUCAGUUUGAAUCAGUUCCUUCAAGGUGUUCUGCUACACUAAACAUGUAUUGAUUGAAUCUUUUUUUUUGAUUGUGCUGUAAUGACAAAUCCACAUCAUAUGUAAUGUCUGUAUAUGCUCUGUGCAUUUUCUUAAUGAGAAGUUAAAAUAUAUGCAAUGUCUGACAAUGUCUCUCAAUGUCUCUCAACAAAAUUGCAUCUUUUAUUUGGGAUUUCCAGUUGUAUGUGGCCGCCUGUCUUCUGGCAGAAAUUCAAGCUUUCUCAGUAGGAUGUAUUGCUUAAAUUGUUAAAUAAAGUAAAGCAUGUUGAUA